Molecule: messenger RNA, 631 nt
Organism: Oryza brachyantha (malo sina)
Lineage: Eukaryota; Viridiplantae; Streptophyta; Magnoliopsida; Poales; Poaceae
Product: CDGSH iron-sulfur domain-containing protein NEET
Exons: 2
Coding region: 76-381 (101 amino acids)
Biological process (GO): regulation of autophagy
Cellular component (GO): mitochondrial outer membrane; intracellular membrane-bounded organelle
Molecular function (GO): 2 iron, 2 sulfur cluster binding
Source: RefSeq, a predicted model, not a curated record
GCCAUCCACGUCUCCCACCAACCGAUCAGCCUACCCAUCCAUCCUACCCACCCCCGCGCGAGCAAGCGACCGACCAUGGCGACCCCGUUCUGCGCCGCCGCGUGCCGCCUCUCCGUCCCCGCGGCGACGCCCGGUCGCGUCCGCGCCCGCCGUGGCCUGGUGGCGGUGCGCGCGGAGGCCGGGGUCGGCGGGAUAAACCCCUCCAUCCGGAAGGAGGAGGAGAAGGUGGUCGACACCGUCCUCGCCGGCGAGCUCUCCAAGCCGCUCACCCCGUACUGCAGGUGCUGGAGAUCAGGUACAUUUCCUCUUUGUGAUGGAAGCCAUCUGAAGCACAACAAGGCAACGGGUGAUAACGUGGGACCCUUACUUGUUAAGAAGUAGAAUGCGUUUCUUCCCUGAUAAAAAUAAGAAGAGGAAAUUUUCUUCAUACUGCCUUGAUGUUGAAUCAAACAGUGGUUUGCGUGUCAAAAUUUGUAUGACCAUUUUGUCAGAUGUAACGAUAACGCUGUGCAAUUGCAACUUCUACUGAUCCCUUCAACCGGGAUGAUAUCCGAAGUAUUACAAAUCAGUUUUAUAUCAGUACAUUCCAAAUGGAUUUGUGACAGCCAGAUAAAUCUUUUGAUUUCAUUUC